Molecule: messenger RNA, 4029 nt
Organism: Anopheles marshallii
Lineage: Eukaryota; Metazoa; Arthropoda; Insecta; Diptera; Culicidae
Exons: 11
Coding region: 1-4029 (1342 amino acids)
Source: RefSeq, a predicted model, not a curated record
AUGACGGAAAUGGAAAGGAAAGUAGCGAUCAUCGUCGGCUAUCAGCUGCGAUUGCUUCUGCUAGCGGUGACUUUCGCCACUGCAAUCCAAAUCGAUAAUCGGCUCGUACAGCCACAGCAUGAUUGUUUCGAGCGGAUAGCGCUCGGUGCGAUGCUGCCGUUCGAGAAAACGUUCCGGAACUCGGACACCAACUCGCUGAAGAUCUGCGAAACGCUCUGCCUCAACGACAAGGAAUGCCAAACGUUUGCCUUUGGAAUUUCCGGUCGAGGCAAUGGUACGUGCCAGCUGUCGGCGAACACAAUUGACGCAACUAAAUCGCGCCCGGUCGGAACCAUCUUCGAUCCGGACUUUGAUCUGUACGCACGCAAAUACAACUGUUUUUUAGAUGGGCCCACAAACCCACCACCCAAACCGGGAGGCCUGGGUAGCUUCCCCUCUGGUGAACUACAACCAGGUGGAGGUCCACAACGACAACCACCUCCACAACCACUACCAUCCGCUCCACAACCACCCAGUGGCGGUGCUUUUCCUCCUCCGAGCAUAAUUGAUCGCCCCGGUCCACCAAUUUUUGGACCUCCUGUAUCAUCUGCGGGUAUCGAGGCACCAACCACCGCAAAUGGGGGAUUCGUGGACACGUCAAGACCAACCAGCGAAUACGGUACUACAGCCCCAGGAACGACUUAUGGUCAAACUAACGGUGAAACACUGCCGGAAACGACGGCUCCAGCCGAAGAGUUCUAUAGUACGAAGGAUCACUCCAAUCCGACCGGUGGCAGUCCAUACAUUCCGACAAGUACAGCCGCUGGACCACAGUAUAAUCUAGCCACGGGCGAACGAUUGCCUCCGACUCAAACCGGUGCAACGAUGCCCGAUCGCGAAGCACCCACAAAAUACCCACCCGACUAUCGGCCCACGUACGGUGGUACUGGUCCCGCGAAACCUGGCAACUAUCCGUACCAGUUUCCAAUGUUGUACGAAACGCACUAUCCCUUGCCGAACGAUAAGAAUGGAUUUCCGGAGAUUUACGCACAAAAUGUACCGACACUGGAUAACAAUUACCUAAGGCCCGAGUACGGUGGCACAAGCUUUAGUAGACCGUCUACAUCUUCUGGAAGCACACUAUCAGCAGGACCUGCCGGGUCAGGAUAUGGAGGUAUUCAACGGCCUAGCUCGAAUGGUGGCAGCAGUUAUAAUGGUGGUUCCAACAAUCCGGGACCUCAACGUCCAAGUGGUUACGGUGGCGAUAGUAACCCACAACAUCGACCUUCAUCACCAGGAUCAAGCGGUUAUGGUGGACAACCUGUACGUCCAUCCGCACAAGGACCUAGUACCGGUCCCUCUGGAUAUGGGAUCGUUCGACCAGCGCCUGCUCCACCAAUCCAGUCGGGACCUUCGAACGGAGCAGGAUACAACGUGCACGAAGAUAAACUCGAUCUACACCCACCGACCAUCACCAAACGCCCUUGCUAUCGCCGUGUGCUGGCUGGAAAGCGUGUCGCUCCACACUGGGUAAGAAGAACACUCAUCUGCGAACGUGUGGAGGACUGUCAGCGAGAAUGUGGCGAUGAGAGGCGUUUCUCAUGCGAAGGAUUCAACUAUCGAUUGGAUCCUACCGGGCGUGGACAGGGUGAUUGUGAGCUGAUCGAUCAGCCGCUGUCUCAGAUCGAUCUGUACUCCAGCCCACAUCAGCGAGAUUCAAACUUAAUCCGUGAUCCAGACUAUGAUUAUUAUGAGCGCGAUCGCAGCGCAACUGCGAACUGUCGGCCAAGUUGUAAGGACUGCAUAGCCAAACCCUUCCGACCAGCGUUGGAAUUUGUGCGACCGACCACGUACCGUCCACAUCAUCCAGAGAGCUAUAAGCCAUAUCCUUCGGAGCAACAUCCUUACGAAGAGGAUCACCGUUACAAACCGGUCAUCACGGCCAUCGAUAAGUACCGACCACCGAUGUACUCCAACCGACCAGAAUUCGAACGCUACAGUCCCUCUUCGAGCUAUUAUCCUCCACCACCGCCACCAGUACCGUUGGAUUCGUAUCGUCCUGCGCUAUCUUACAAACCACAGUAUGGUAGCGAGAUCGAUCGUUACGGCACGCUAGAUCAUAGCUUCUUCAAGCCGUAUGAAACCCGUCCUGAAUAUCCGAGACCACUCCACCACGAAGAUAUCCGGCCAGCUCAUCGUCCACGACAUCCAUACGAGGAUCGAGAUCCACCGCCGGCGCCUCCAGCUCCACCAGCUUCGCACGUUUCCACGGUCCAACAGUACGGUAGCAAACCAAACACCUUCAUACCGUACCUGAUCGGGCAAAACAUUCAUAAGAAUGGUGGCAUUUACGGUGGCUCGUACGGACCUUCGUUCAACGUCGAUUCGUACAAAUCGAUUUCGGACUAUUGGGGCCUACGGAACGAGAUCAAACGUUACGACAGUCCUUCGUUUAACUACUUUGAGCUGCGAAACGAUCAUCACUUUGAUGAUAACAAUGUUUGGAGUUACGGUGGCAGUAAGUACGGUUAUGAGGAGGACCACCAUGUACAUCCGUACGUGGAACAUCGGCCCGGUUUCGGUCAGCAGUGGAUCCGGCGACCGAGCCACGAAGAGUGCUCUGUUAAAUCGAGCGAAGGUUUCCGUCUGCACAAAGGCGUGGUGAAGUACGCACUGAACACACCGACGGUGAUCGAGUGCGAACGAAUGUGCUACUCGGAGACACGGUUCCGGUGUCACACAUUCAGCUACCGCUACUCGGCUGUAUCCCGCGAGAACUGUCUGCUCUGUGACCGGCCGUUCAAUUUGCUGGACUUUUACGCCGAUCUGGAACCGGACCGUGAUUACGACAUCUACUCGAUGAGCGAUGAUGCCAAGACCUGCCAUCCGGAGCUCAACCAUCCCAGGAGAGACUAUAACGCGCAGUGCUUCAUACGUGUGAUUGAUUCGGCACGAUUCUUCAAAUCGAUCGUACGCGACUCACUCACCGUUCGAUCCAUCGGCGAGUGCGAGCUGGAGUGUAUUAAGGCGUCCAAGUUCACCUGCCGUGCGUUUACGUACAGCUUUGGACCGAACGCGAUCAAUGCGGUGAUCGACAACUGUCAGCUUUCGGAUUGGCCCGUGCGCGACAUGGACAAGGAUCGGCAUCUGGUGCCGGAUGAAAGCUUCGAUGUGUUUGAACGCGCCAGCUAUGGGCAGGGUUGUGAGAUACAGCCCAUCAUCGACGAUAAGCACAAUAAGAAGUUCUGCUAUCUGGGCUAUGGAUCACCGGCAAAGCUACUUUCCUCAGCGAUCAAGAAGGUUACCUCGGUGAACACGGAGCUGGAUUGCAAAAAUGAGUGCGUACGCUUGCGCGAGGCUACCCAUUUCAAGUGUCUUUCAUUUAGUUUCAGCUCGCAAGCGUCAACAUACAAUUGUGAGAUGUCGGAUCUGGACCAGAGCGAACUGAAGCUGGGCGUGCACUAUGCGCACACGAACGAUCGCGACUUUUGGUUGUUCGCCUGGAACCCGUUCGACUAUACGUGCCGCGAUAAGAUUACGACCAUUAGCGGUGGUACCCGAAUGAAUCAUGAUCGCCGAAUUGACGUCCUUCGUGAACCGGGUGAUGGAAGUUGGCGUCAGUAUACCGUCUCGGGAAAACCCUGCCGCUACGGUACCAAAUGCGAGCGAAACAAGAUCACAGGAUUUUACUCCUGCGAGAUAGAGGGUGGUGAGAUUGGUUCAUGGGAUUAUUGCUGUAAGGCCGAACACCCUUGCGGCUACUCGCGAGGGUUCGACUAUCCAUGGUGCUUCGUGGGUGAUGCCCCAGAUCAGUGGCGCAAGUGCAGCGAUAAGUACUUCCCCAAGAAACAGCACGAUUCGGGUUAUCAAAACAAGAAUAAAAAGGGUGAAAUCUAUCAGCCACCACCGAAGCCGGGAGGAUUGAGACAUUUGGACGGUGUAACCGCACCGGCCGAACUGUGGCCCGUCACCUACCUGUACGAGAAGGGUCCGCCGAACGCGACCGAGAUCAGCAACAAUGUGAUCGACUGCAAGAAGGACAAGUGUUAA